Molecule: messenger RNA, 855 nt
Organism: Enterospora canceri
Lineage: Eukaryota; Fungi; Microsporidia; Enterocytozoonidae
Source: the annotation of a GenBank genome assembly
AUGACUGACCGAAAAGGAACUCGCUCGUAUCAGAGAAACUUCAAGAUCAAACGAAGGAGAAGAAGAGAGGGAAAGACGGACUACAAGCAGCGAGUGAACAUGCUCAGACAGGACGUGAACAAGUUCGGAGCAAUGAAGAGCAGACUGGUCGUACGAAUCACCAAUACCAAGGUGAUAUGCCAGAUAAUCAAGGCCCACAUGGAUGGAGAUCGUGUCGUAGCACAGGCUGAUUCGACUGAGUUGAAGAACUUUGGUGUCACCUUUGGCCUAACUAACUAUUUUGCAGCUUAUGCAACAGGAAUGCUCUGUGGAAGAAGGGCUCUUGCAGCCAAUGACCUGGAUAAGCAGUUUGUGACUAAAACAGACGUAGGCGCAUUCGAGGAGACUGAGAGUCCAAUUGAAGAAAGACGCGCCUACAAGGUGUUUCUGGAUAUCGGGCUGGCCAGGGCCACGAAGGGUGCAAAAGUUUUCAUUGCGAUGAAGGGUGCAUCCGAUUCAGGGCUCUUUAUCCCUCAUUCGCCUUCUAAAUUUGUAGGGUGGGAUGGAGAAGACCUACAGGCUGAGGAAUUGGCAAACAGAAUUUUUAUGAAGGAGAACUGUUCGUACAUGGAGCACCUGAAGGAGAAUGACGAGGAGAAGUACAAGUUGCAGUUUGGUGGAUACGUGGCAAAGAAGAUUGAGCCAGGAUCCAUCGAGGCCAUUUACAAGAAUGCAUUGAAGAAGAUUGGAGCAGAAGGAGCAAAGGAGGAGAAGAAGAAGAAGGUGGAGUACAGUGGCAAGAAGUACGAGAACAAGAAGAAGAUUUCACUAGCAGAGAGGAAGGAGAGAGUUGCAGCAAGGCUGGCUGAAGAAUGA